Malus domestica (apple) is the source of this 1569-nucleotide messenger RNA. Its product is annotated as histone deacetylase 8. Gene Ontology annotation, molecular function: histone deacetylase activity. Lineage: Eukaryota; Viridiplantae; Streptophyta; Magnoliopsida; Rosales; Rosaceae. The record is from RefSeq and is a predicted model, not a curated record.
GAAAACAAGAAUGGUGGAGGCGUUGGAGUCCUGGAGGAAGAUGGGGAUGUUUGGAAUUGGAAGAGUCAUUAGCCCUACAAGUUUUAUAAAACUAUAACUUUAAUGGGUGUCUUAUUUACAUUGGCCAAUUCAAAGGGUGGGUAGUCCAAGUAUUGUCCAAUCAAACCGAGCACGUUAGCACACCUGUCACUUUGGAGGAUGAAGUCCCUUCCAUUCUCCAUGGCUGCUCUACAAGGAUGAACUAAAGUAAAAGUUUCCUCUGAAGCCAGAGAUCGACAAGUAUUCUUCGCUUACAACUAAAAGAGAAAAGUCCCUUCCAUGGCUGCUUUAACUGCUACUGCCCCAGCUGACCGAAUACAUGUAUUCUGGCACGAGGGCAUGCUCAACCACGACUCCGGCCAUGGAGUAUUCGACACUGGAAUGGAUCCUGGUUUUCUAGACGUUCUAGAAAAGCACCCAGAGAACUCUGACAGAAUCAAAAACAUGGUUUCUAUUCUAAAAAGAGGUCCCAUCUCUCCCUACAUAUCUUGGGUUCCGGGAAGGCCUUCUCUGCUCUCUGAAUUGCUCUCUUUCCACUCUCCAGAAUACAUAAAUGAGCUAGUUGAAGCAGAUAGAGAUGGGGGUAAGAUGCUAUGUACCGGCACUUUCUUGAACCCCGGCUCAUGGGAUGCCUCGCUCCUUGCUGCCGGUACUACAUUAUCAGCAAUGAGGCAUGUACUUGAUGGACACGGAAAAAUUUCUUAUGCAUUGGUUAGGCCUCCGGGUCACCAUGCUCAGCCUACACAAGCUGAUGGCUACUGCUUCCUUAACAAUGCCGGUCUUGCUGUUCAAUUGGCUUUAAAUUCUGGCUGUGCAAAGGUUGCAGUCGUAGACAUCGAUGUUCAUUAUGGAAAUGGGACUGCCGAGGGGUUUUAUCGGUCUGAUAAAGUUCUUACAAUCUCCCUUCACAUGAAUCAUGGUUCCUGGGGCCCGUCUCACCCACAAACUGGCUCUGUUGAUGAGCUCGGUGAAGGGGAAGGGCUAGGUUAUAAUUUGAAUAUACCUCUGCCAAAUGGGACAGGGGACCAAGGAUAUGGACAUGCCAUGACUGAGUUGGUUGUCCCUGCUGUUGGAAAGUUUGAACCUGAAAUGAUAGUUCUGGUCAUUGGCCAAGAUUCAAGUGCGUUUGAUCCAAAUGGAAGGCAAUGCUUGACAAUGGAGGGUUAUAAAGAGAUUGGCCGCAUGGUUCGGGGCCUGGCGGAUAGACACUGCAGAGGACGUCUUCUGAUUGUCCAGGAAGGUGGAUAUCAUGUUACCUACUCAGCCUAUUGUCUUCAUGCAACACUUGAAGGUGUGCUUAACCUACCAGUUUCUUUAUUAUCUGAUCCCAUUGCUUAUUACCCAGAGGAUAAGGCAUUUGCUAUAGAAGUAAUUAAAUCUAUUAAAAAGUUCCAGAAAGACAAUGUACCGUUUUUAAUUCAAGAUUAAUUUGGACAUUGCUUUUAGGCAACCUUAUUCUAUAUUUGUAUUCUGUCGAUGAUAUAUGAAUGUUAUAUUCGAAUGAAAGUAAAUCUUGUUGCUUAUGCUUCA